AUGCUUGGCCCCGGAGCCGUUGUGGUUGGUGCUGCUGCGGCAGCCGCGGGGAUCCGAAAAGGGAAGGCCGCAAAGAGGGGCGUGCAGCUCCGCGCAUCCCCGCAAGAGAUCAUGCUGAAGGGCGGCAUGGGUUCCGUCGGUGGAGGCACCGGAGCGGGAUCCUUCACCGCAUCGUCUGGCUCUUCGUCCAGCUCAGCUCAGUCCGCUUCCGUGUCGACGACAGACCUCGGCGUGCAAGCGCCUGUGGGAUUUUGGGACCCCUUGGGCUUGAGCAAGGGUGCCGAUGCAGCCACGUUCAACCGACGCAGGGCGGUGGAGAUCAAGCACGGCAGAGUUGCCAUGUAUGCAACUAUGGGAUAUAUUGUUCCGGAGUACUACAAGUUCCCAGGCUAUCUUAGCCCCAGCCUCGGAUUGAAGUUCAGCGACGUCCCAAACGGCUUGGCUGCCAUCUCCAAGGUGCUCGGCUGGCUGCAGAUCCUCUGGUUCAUUGGCCUCAUUGAGGGCUCCGGAUUCUUCUCCGGCAAGUACGGCUUGGGCUUCAUGAAGGAUGCCACUAUGGCAGGAACGCCGGGUGACUACGGCGUGGGAUUCCCUACUUUCCUGGGCAAG
Symbiodinium pilosum is the source of this 609-nucleotide messenger RNA. NCBI's taxonomy places the organism in Eukaryota, Dinophyceae, Suessiales, Symbiodiniaceae. The record is from the annotation of a GenBank genome assembly.